AUCAGUUCGGUACACUCACACGAGAGGAACGGUCAUAUUUACUCGUACUUUAUUUAUUUAAAUAAAUAAUAAAUAAAUCAAUGAACUCGAAUACGGCGAGUGAUAUUAUCGUGAAUUUUGGGUUGAAAAAGUGUUUUAAUUUUGUGAUAAAUAAUACCCUAUAGAUUAUUUAUUUCUUAAUAUUAUAAAGAUUAUUUAUAAAACAGUGGUGUUAAAAUAAAUGUUAUAGAAAAGUGCAAUCUCGUCUUAAAGAAGAUUUACUAAGAAGAGUGUGAACAUUGUUUGGAUAGAGAAGUUUAUUCAAUCAGUAUGGAUCCUGAAAGACAACCAUUACUUUCUCAAGGCACAGAUUUAAGAUGCAGAAGAUUUGGACCACUAACUCAAGAAGAGGUCCAAACAGCGCGCCAGGAGAUCACAUGGCGAAGAACUCGAUUCUUCCUCGUCCUAAUGUUCUGGGCCUUAAUAGCUAUGUUCCUGUCCAUCAUCACAUGUAUCCUGGUGACUGCUCCGAAGUGCAACCCCUAUGAUGCUGUAGGGAAUCUACCAGCUGUUCCGCCAGUACACAUGACUUUUGCACCCUUGAUUUAUAGGAUGAAAGAGGAUAAUGUUUAUACUUUGUAGAAUAGUGGGUGUUUAGGGUAAAUAGUUGGUAUUAUAUGUAGAUGGAUAUUUAAGCAAAGCAGGGGGCUUACUCCGGUUCUCGAAUCCGAAGUUUCGUUUAAUCUUCGGCCGUAGGUUUUAUUCAUUUACUAAUAGAAUAACUUGAAAUAACGUUUCAUUUUUAAUUUCAUAUAAAAAUCUUUUUCAUUCGUUCAUUUUUGUUCACGAAAGUUCGCAAUAAAUAGAAUUGUAGUACCGUAUGCAAUCCGCGAAGUUUUUUCGUUCGUUCGUUGAAUUAGAGUAGGCCCCCAGAUGCGAAUUAAAGCUAGAGAGCGCCCUAAAUAGGCAUUUUUAAAGGUUGCUUUUGGGAGACUCGUAAUAAGGUUAUGAAUCAAAGAUCUCUGCACGUACAUAGUUGGAAAGAGAUACACGCAACUGUUGGAAUGUAUUUGCGUCCCUUUUUAAUAAUACUCGAGAAAAUUCUCUGCUUAUAUACUGUAUUUAUUUAUAUAUCGCUCACCUAGUAAUAUAUUGGCACAUCUGCAAAAAAUGCGAAAUUGACUUUAUAUGGUAUACGUGUUUAAAAGUGCAUAUUAAUCUAUUUAUUACCAUAUUCAUCGAGAGACGUCGUAAAAGUGUCAUUAUACCAUUAUUGUAGUUUCCCCCCUCACGCACGUAAAACAACGGUUCAUUGGUCAGUAAACUAAAAACUAAACAAGUCAGGUAAACUAUGAAAA
Spodoptera frugiperda (fall armyworm) is the source of this 1337-nucleotide messenger RNA. RefSeq lists its product as uncharacterized. The transcript is spliced from 2 exons. Bases 310 to 621 code for a protein of 103 amino acids. The record is from RefSeq and is a predicted model, not a curated record. Lineage: Eukaryota; Metazoa; Arthropoda; Insecta; Lepidoptera; Noctuidae.